AUGAAAGACAGACUCUCGGGCGAAAACAUCCCUCUGGCAGAUUUAUCUUUUCCAGCCCCAGUCCACGACGAGGCUGACCAUGACCCCAAGACGUCCCUCGACUACGGAGACGGGACACAUAUCGAGAAUGACGACGCCGUCCAUCUCCUGCACAACACUCACGAUGGAAAGCCGGAGGACGACGGGACGCUCGACGAAGGUCACCUCGACGACGAGAACAAACUGACAGUCCGAGAAUCGAUCCGCGCCUACCCCAUGGCAAUCUUCUGGUGUCUAGCCGUGAGCAUGUGCGUGAUCAUGGAAGGCUACGACGCGAUUCUGGUGUCGAAUCUAUUUGCUUUCCCAUCCUUUCAAAGAAAAUACGGCACCUUCGUCGGCGUCACCGAACAGACUCAAUCAGGCUACCAACUCUCCCCAGCCUGGAUGGCCGCAGUCGGCAACGCAUCCGGGGUUGGCGCUUUCUUCGGCACCCUUCUCAACGGGCACGUCGUAUCAAGAUACGGGCAAAAAAGAGUCCUAAUAGGCUCACUAGUCCUUCUCAGCAGUUUCAUCUUUCUGACUUUCUUCGCGCCCACAAUCGAGGUCCUAUUUCUCGGACAAAUUCUAUGCGGUUUUCCCUGGGGCGUAUUCGCAACCACUGCACCAGCCUACGCAUCAGAAGUACUACCCAUGUCUCUCCGGGUAUACUUUACAUCCUGGACAAACAUGUGUUUCAUCAUCGGACAACUAUUAGCCGCUGGCGUGUUAAGAGCCUGUUUAGGUCUCAAUGGUGAAUGGGGAUUCCGCCUCCCCUUUGCCGGACAGUGGGUGUGGCCUAUAUUCCUGAUUCCACUGUUAUGCUUUGCGCCCGAGUCGCCGUGGCAUUUGGUGCGGCAGCGACGGUACGAUGAGGCUGAGAGGUCGCUACGGAGGUUGAGAAGCAGCCACCGCAUCAACCACGAAGGCAACCACCACGACAACCGCCACGGCGAAAAUGACAGUGACGCCGUUAUCAAGAAGACGCUAGCCAGCAUCAUCCACACCAACAAACUCGAAGAAUCCCUCUCAGUCGGCACCUCCUACGCCGACUGUUUCCGCGGCUUCGAGCUCCGCCGCACCGAAAUCGCAUGCGUCUGUUUCGCGGGCCAGAUCCUCGCGGGGUCCUCGUUCGCCUAUAACGCCAGCUACUUUUUCGAACAGGUCGGUUUGUCCCCUAAGACGACAUAUACUUUGAAUCUAGCGGGGACGGGUCUGGCACUAGCUGGGACGGUGAUGAAUUGGAUUUGUGUCAUGCCCUAUGUUGGCCGGAGGACAAUUUAUAUUGGUGGUAUGUUGGCCAUGAGUUUGGAGUUGUUUGCUGUUGGGGUGUUGAAUUUCUUUGCCGAUGCGGGUACAAACACUACAGCUUCAGCUGCGGCCACUUUUUCCGCAAACGCUUCUGCGGAUGCCGGUGCCGGUGCCGGUGCUGGUGCUAAUGCCGCCGCGAGUGGAGUUUCCAGAGUGUCAGUGGUAUCGUUGCUUCAAGCCUCCCUAACCCUCAUAUGGACCCUAACGUUCCAACUCUCCGUCGGCCAACUCGGGUGGUCCCUACCCGCGGAAAUCGGAUCGACUCGUCUCCGUCAAAAGACUAUCUGUCUGGCCAGAAACGCAUAUUACAUCGCCAGUGUGGUCGCGGGGAUUGUGCAGCCUUAUUUGAUGAAUCCUGAAGCGUUGAACGCAAGAGGGUACGCGGGGUUCGUGUGGGGGACCACGGCGUGGUGGGUUUUCAUGUGGGCUUUGCGCAGAUUGCCGGAGACAAAAGGGAGGUCGUUUGAGGAGUUGGACGUUUUGUUUGCGAAAGGUGUACCGGCUGUGGGGUUUGAGAGUGCUGAUGUUGGGGCGUUGCAAGAGGAGGAUCAUGAAGAUGAGUAUAACCGAGAGUGA
This is a messenger RNA of Exophiala dermatitidis NIH/UT8656, 1902 nucleotides long. Its product is annotated as MFS transporter, SP family, general alpha glucoside:H+ symporter. Bases 1 to 1902 code for a protein of 633 amino acids. Gene Ontology annotation, molecular function: carbohydrate:proton symporter activity. The record is from RefSeq and is a predicted model, not a curated record. Gene Ontology annotation, cellular component: membrane. Gene Ontology annotation, biological process: transmembrane transport; carbohydrate transport. The transcript has 2 exons. Lineage: Eukaryota; Fungi; Ascomycota; Eurotiomycetes; Chaetothyriales; Herpotrichiellaceae.